GGCACAACGAAAAUGGCUGAUGAUGUAGGUCGAAAGUAUUUGCGAAUCGCAAUCCGAUUCAUAUCCUUCGCUCGUUAAUAUUUCUGCGAAUUCCUUCCAUUUAGUGGUGUUUGUUUCAGUAUACCUUUAAAGUAUUAGUGAUUUCUAUUCGAACUUUAUUAUUAGUACAUAACGAAUAAGUGGCGAACGAUAAAAGUAAAAGGACGUUUCAAAUAUUCUGACGAAAGUUCCGGAAAGCAGUUGAUCGUACCACUGAAUUUUUCGUACGGAAGGUCGUGUUUUCGGAGAAAAUACAUAGGUAUUUCAUCAACUUUAACUGAAUAUGACUGAUGAACAUCAGUUGCCUUCUGAUUCUGAUGAAGACGACGAAGAUUAUGUUCCUGAUGGUGCAGACAGUGAACCUGUAUCAGAAGUAGAAUCUGAAGGUGAUGUUGAAAGUGGUCCUGAAGAUGAGAAUGAUGAAAAUAAAAGAGAAACCACAAAGAAGAAAGGGAAGAAGAGAGGCAAGGUGACAAAGUCUAAGACUAAAAGACGUAGAACAGCAGGAAAGAACUUGAAGAAUGAAGAUGAUGAGAAGGAUGAAGAGGAAGAUAAUAAAGAAUCUAAAGAGAAAAAGGAACGUACCGAAGAGGAAGAAAAGAAAAGAGCUGAUUCACUGUGGGCUGAUUUCAUGAAAGAUACAGCAGUUGGAUCUAAAUCCAAGCCACAAGACACAAUAAAUAAACCAAAAGAGAAAUCCCCUCCCUUAGAAAAACCAAAAGUGGAAGAAAAAGUUAAAAUAACUAAGGUUUUUGAAUUUGCUGGUGAAGAAGUGAAGGUUGAAAAGGAAGUGCCAAUAGAUUCAGCAGAAGCUAGACUAACUCUUUCUUCUGCAGAAAAUUCGGAGAAAAGUGGGAACACUGCUUCUCCUACAGGAAAAGGGUCUGGCAGAGGGAAAGGUUUUAAAAGGGCUGGUUUAGGAGGUAUUUCUUCAGUUCUUACUCAAAUCGGGAAAAAGGCAAAGAUUAGUACCCUAGAAAAAUCCAAGUUAGAUUGGGAUAAUUAUAAGAAAGAAGAAAAUCUGGAGGAAGAGAUUACUACCCAUAAUAAAGGCAAAGAUGGGUAUUUAGAACGCCAGGACUUCUUACAAAGAGCCGAUCUACGACAGUUCGAAAUUGAAAAACAGUUGCGUAAUACGAACAGACGUAGUUCACGGUGAAUUUUCACUUUAACGCUGUGUGUGUGUGUAUCUUCCUUAGCAAUGAGACUCAGAGAUGGUACUAAGAGAAAUACUUUAUUAGACUUAGCUCUGGACGCUUAUACCACAUACUUAAUCUAAUUCCUGGAACUUUCGUCGAUAUCUCAUACCAUACACGAAAAUGUGAUUGCCUCGCUUGGCUUGACAAUUGGCCGGAUUUAUUUACGAAGUGGUCGAAAGCCAAUUCUGUGAGAAGAGACUGAUCAUUCCAAUGUAUUGAGAAUAAUACAGUAUGUUAUGUAAUAGUUUAAUUUACCAUCCACGAGCUUUGUCUCGAAUCAUUAUAUCACAGAACUUCGCAUCGAAGCAGGAUGUUUGAAGCUUGAUGCUUCAGAAACCAAUAUAUGUAUUUUAAUCAA
This is a messenger RNA of Osmia bicornis bicornis, 1596 nucleotides long. RefSeq names its product craniofacial development protein 1 (gene Yeti). The transcript has 3 exons. Lineage: Eukaryota; Metazoa; Arthropoda; Insecta; Hymenoptera; Megachilidae. The record is from RefSeq and is a predicted model, not a curated record. The coding region runs from base 323 to 1198 and encodes 291 amino acids.